UUCUUUUUUUCUUUUUUUUCUCUUUGUCUUGUUAUUGAUAUUUAUAUAUCAAACAACCAUUAUCUAUUUUGAAGUGAUAGGGAUGCGACAAGAUAGAGGCACAAAAGAAGACCUCUUUGGGCCUGUCAUGACCAAUGAUGAACACUCAAGAGGAUUUAGUGUUAUUUCACGCAGCAAUUCUACGCCAACUCGCAGGAGCCUGCAGUCUUUCCGUACUAGUCGUGGCAUACCCUACUCUUAUACCGAAAGACGUGCCUCUGUAUCUCUCGUUUCGCCAUUCAAAUCGCCUUCUUUAUCGUUUUCUCCUCAAGCAGAACUAUUAUUCUCUUCUCGUUCACAACGAUCCUUGAAUGGACGUAAAACUGAAUUUUCUUCCAGUUUUGAAAGGUUCUUGAAGAACAACUCAUUUGAUUCUGGUGACAGUACAAGGAAGCGAAGAGGGUCACGUGCAAGUGAUUGUAUCUUACUUGAUAUGGAAUGCAAAGAGGAUUAUCAAGAAGAAGAGGAAGGGCUAGAAGAUUUUAUGAAAUUUAUUGGUGCUCAACAAGAGCUCAAGAUGUUUCAACGUACGACAACAAAAUUCAUGAUACAAAACAAAGAGAACUAUGAACCUACAAGACAACCACUGUCUCAUUUUCGACAUUUACAAGAAUCACAUAAUGUCUUGUCUGAAUCAAUGUCAUUCAGUGAGCCAAAAGAGCCAUUAAAUAGCUAUGGCUUAAAAGAAGAGAAUGAAUUUCUAGGACACCAAGUAUUCUAUGAUCAUCCACGCUGUACUUUGGAUCAAGUUCAACAUACUACCAUAUCACCUUUAAAAAAUCGUAAAACACCUCCUUUACCUCCACCCAUCAUGCCACAAUGUAAAAACAACAGUAGCAUAGAUGAUGAUGAUUCACUUGUGUUCAGAAUGAGUGAAUUGGGUGGAUACGAAGAUCACAGUGUAUGCCAUCACUCAAAACAUGAGACAAAACAAAAGGCUAGGCAGAACGGAAGUUUGUCUUUUUCAAAUAAUUCUGUUUUUAACAAAAAGACAAAUGAACAACAAGGCACCUUAUUGACAUAUCCAUUGUUUUAUUAUCAACCUUGAAUGUUUGCUUAAAUAAACAAGUACAUCAUCAGAAAGUUUAAAAACGUAAA
Gilbertella persicaria is the source of this 1137-nucleotide messenger RNA. RefSeq lists its product as uncharacterized. The transcript has 5 exons. The coding region runs from base 83 to 1087 and encodes 334 amino acids. The record is from RefSeq and is a predicted model, not a curated record. NCBI's taxonomy places the organism in Eukaryota, Fungi, Mucoromycota, Mucoromycetes, Mucorales, Choanephoraceae.